AUGUCGGAAUCCAACUCGUCUUCACCCACUCAUAAUCGUUCCGACACUAAUAUUACCCGCUAUCCUCCUUCCACGACCUCACGACCUCACAUACUCCUAGAAGAACGAGAAGAAGAACACCCUUCUGCACGACCUACACGCGAAUACAGAGAGCCUCUCACCGUACGUCUCUCACCGCCCCCACCCCCGCCCUCGGAGCCACAGGGAGCCCCCCAAUCGAGUCCUGCUCGCAGUAGCCCCCACACCACCGCACACACCGCCUACACACCCAGCAAUACCUCCUUCGCCGUCCCCAGCACCAGCACCGCUACAGCCAGCACCAGCUCCACAACCCCACGCAGAAGACAUCGAUCCCGAUCCACGGAACACUCCCCCGACCAACCCAUGGCGAAACGCAUGCGCAGAGAUUCACCUGCCCCGCUUGGCAGGCCCGACGACCACUCCAGCCCGUCGUCAGACUCCCAAGAUGACGACGCCGACAACGAGAUGGACCUCGGUCAACUCCACCGCCCCGAGCCCCUCCCACAGGCCUCUGUACCCCCUAAGAAGAAACGAACACGCACCUUAACGACGCCGCACCAGUCUGCAGUAUUGCACGCGCUGCUUGCCCAGUCACGAUUUCCUACGACCGCUAUGAGAGAAGAAGUCGGGCGUUCUAUCGGGCUCAGCGCUCGGAAAGUCCAGAACCAACGACAGAAGGCAAGGCGACCGCGCAGUCAAAGCGACACCCCGACUGCCCGACCACCCCAAUACGGGCCGUUCCCCAAUGCCGCGGAGACUAUAUCGCAUGUCCAUCGCGGUUUCGAGGAGCGCGGGCACGAUCGCACGCACUACGCUCGCAACCCAUCGCCUGAACAUCAGCAACAGCCAACCACUGAAGAUACAUCAAUUAGAUUACUCGGUCCUGGCAUGCCAGGCGCGCCGGUAUACGCACCCCAAAGUUAUCGGCAAGUGAGGCCCCCGCCCAUAUCAACUGCGAUGCCCGUAGAAUCGCGUUAUCAAGCUGGAUAUAGCCUCCCGCGAGUCCUAAGCCCGCAGCCGUAUAGCUCUCCGCGUAUGUACCCGCUCCCCAACGUGCGCCCCGCGACGUCCCAGCCGAGCAGUUGGCGAGAGAGAGACCCGUCGCGCACGCUGCCCCCGCUCGAAUCGACGCGCCCGUCGAGCUCGCACUAUGUGCCUCCACGCAUGCACGCGCCCGGCGCCCAAGUGUUCCCGCCGCCAUCGAGGCCCCCGUUCAUCCCCCACCGGUCGAUUUCGCCCGAGCCUCGAUUCGCGCACCAUCCCCCUGAACCCCCCGCGCCGCGCCAGCCCAUCACACUCCCGCCCCCAUUCACACUUCAGCCGUCGCCACAAUGGGACGAGGCAUCGUACGUCCCGCGGCCCAGCUCGUCGGCGUGGUCCCGCCCCGACUCGCGCUCGACCCGGGGGCGCUCGACGUCACCUGUCGCCCUGCGCCGGGAACACAUUGGGAGCAGUCUGACGGAAGGCAGCGGCUCUUCUGAUACUUAUUAUCUAGCCGAGCACCCGGCGCAUCUGCAUUCGCCUUCGCCCCGAACUAUGCCGCCCACCACGACCCCGCCCUCACGCUCAGGCCGCUAUGAUCCUGUUCGUGCGACUUAUGUGCCGUUCUCGACACCUACAGUAUCUCCUACCGUAUCUCCUACACAGGCCACGGGAGGCGGCGGCGCGCAUCCUGUUGACGAACGGGCCGAUAGGAAUGAUGUGUCCCCUGCGCAAGAGGACCAACGCUGA
This is a messenger RNA of Psilocybe cubensis, 1752 nucleotides long. RefSeq lists its product as uncharacterized. The record is from RefSeq and is a predicted model, not a curated record. Gene Ontology annotation, biological process: regulation of transcription by RNA polymerase II. The transcript is spliced from 4 exons. The coding region runs from base 1 to 1752 and encodes 583 amino acids. Gene Ontology annotation, cellular component: nucleus. Gene Ontology annotation, molecular function: sequence-specific double-stranded DNA binding; DNA-binding transcription factor activity, RNA polymerase II-specific. Lineage: Eukaryota; Fungi; Basidiomycota; Agaricomycetes; Agaricales; Agrocybaceae.